Molecule: messenger RNA, 2829 nt
Organism: Penicillium cinerascens
Lineage: Eukaryota; Fungi; Ascomycota; Eurotiomycetes; Eurotiales; Aspergillaceae
Exons: 1
Coding region: 1-2829 (942 amino acids)
Source: RefSeq, a predicted model, not a curated record
AUGUCUCAAGGACAUCAAAACGAAGUUUCCGAGCCCAGCCAGCAGGGCAGGUACCCCGAGUUUCCUGGGGUGCCAACGGGCCCUGCGGCGGCAAGCACUGCUCGUCCGGCGCCCCCAGGUCUUGGGGCUUUUCGUCCAGGUAACGACCCUCGAGGAGCUGCUCAGCCCGCUCCUCAACAAGGUCCUGUCCAGCCAUCUACUUUCGGUCCGCAGGCUGUCGCCCCACCGUUUUCACAUGGUCCGAUUGGCACAUAUCCAUUUCCGCAGGGCAUGAUGCAUCAUGAUCAGUUUCCCUGGGGCCCUGUUGCUACUCAUGGUCAUGGCGCCGUCCCACCUUAUUCAACUACUACAGCCUCUGUCCCGCCGUAUCCUCAACAUGGCAUGCCAUUUAUCACAGCUCCAAGCUACCCACAUGGCCCGGCAUAUCAUCAUGGUCUGAUGAAACCCUGCUGCACUCAAUAUCCAUACCAGGCUGGGCCUUAUGCUCAAGCGUCCCUGCCUCAUAACCAGGCUCCCCAGGCUUACAACCCAAGUUUCCAGCCCUACAGACCGAAUGCUCAGACUUACAGCCAAGCUACCCAGUCUUUCAAUAUCCCUGCUCAGUCUUACAAUCAAAAUCCCCAGGCUAUCAACAUUCCCUCUCGUGAUAUCCCACACACGAACAUAGGUGAAAAUAACCAAGGCCAGCUUCCCACAGGACCUCGUUUUGAAGGGUUUGCUGCUAGAGAAAACUCUCGCAACCCUCGCAACUCUCGCAACUCGUUCCCGACUCAGCCGCCUAUGGUAUCUGUCACUGACCAAGGACAAAAUAUCCCCCAAGCACCUGAAAGACCAGCUACUCUGUCUUCACGUCCUCUUAUCCCAACUGUGGAGCCGUUUCAGCCUCGCUCACUGUGUACACCUAGCAACGAGGCCACCCAAAAGUCUGAAGCUGCACCUACUCAGACCCCCAGUCAAUCCAUGACAACAUCUGGACAGCCGACACAUGCUCGGAUGCCGUCUGCUACUCAGGGAGCUCCCACUGAGCCUUCCGAGAGAAACAGCAUUGAAGCCUCGCACCGCCUGAUUCCUACUGUGGCACCUUUUAUGCCCACCCAAGCCCAGACUCAGAUGAUGAACACUGUGCCCGAGAAAGGUGCGACCGCUCAAGUAACCAAGAAAGAGAAUUCUCAGAAAGCACCUGGACUGUCCAUUCAAGAUACGACAGUCAAUCCACUUACCGCACCAGUGGAGCAUUCACGUCAGAAGGAUACUCACAAUGCAAGUGCUAGUUCAGGUCCUCUAAAUGUCCAGCAGGCUACCGGCAUGGCCCAAGUGACCGUGGAAAGCGAAACUAUCCAGCAGACUCCACUCACGCCUGAAAUCCAGCCAGUUCAUCCUGAUAAAACUCCUCCUGCUCCAGCUAAUCAACGCGUCAGACCAGCAAUUUCCAGAUUCCCACGCCCCGGGUCCAUGGAUGAACAAUUUUUACGUGAAUUUCCCCUACUUCCUGCAGCUCCUGAAAUUCGUCCGAGACGUGUGUUACUGCCCUCACUGAUGGAUCCUGACAAUGAUGAGUUGGUAUUUGGUCCUUAUCUAGGACUUGUUCGUCCCUUGCCCCCUUUCAGAGAUCCUCCCGUCCCAAUUCCUACUGCCAGCACUGGAAUUCCCGGGGAAACUCAGGCAGAGAGCCUGAUGCGCGCAGCCAGGGCAGCAGCGGAGCUUUGUCGGGAGGAUGACAUUCUUGCUGGACGAGUGCGAACAGAGAAUCCUGAACACCGUGAAAAAGAGAAACAAACCCCUGAACAGCGGGAGGCGGACCGACAGCACGCUUCGCAGCGUGAGGGUCAGCAUCGCAGCACCACGAACCCCAACUACACUUCGAACGAAGGGGUACCCCCAGAUCCAUUUUUGCCGGAUGCACGUAUCCGGGCUGAAAAUCCAGCAUAUCAGGCAUGGGUAUCAAUAUGGGAGACUGUGAUCCGCAACAUGGCCGGCUAUGCUAAUGGUUAUUCGAACUGCCAGAAGCCUCUCUUGAAGAACAACCGGGGUCUCGGUGAAUUUCGCCUGCCCCGUCACCGGCCUGACUGGCCUGGCCGCGACCAUCCAGUCUGGGGUGUGCCCACUUGGAGACAGGCCGAAACAUGGGGAACGGGUACUGCUCAUCGUGACUUCCUCAACAACUCCUGCGCUGUACCGUUUCCAGAAUCGAUUCCUACGAAUAAUCCUCCAACGUCUCGGUCUCCAUUGCCGCAUACUCUGCUGCCACGAACUCCGCUGCCACGAACUCCUCCGCCUCGGACUCCGUUGCCACGGACCCCGUUGCCCUGGAGUCGAGGCCAAAUUCCCUGGUCUGAUGAAAUAACGCCCGUGGGUGUCUCCUCAAGACCUCCGACUCCUGCUCCAUUCGCCGAAAUCAGAGACCACGAACGGUCAGUUCUCUACGAAGCCAGUGCGGCGCGGACCAGGUAUCAGUCGAAUGAAACAUCGUCUCAGCUAAUUGCUCCGCCGUGGCAUCCGGCACUGCGCGUUGCGACUACGACCUUACGUCCUUCCUCUGAGCUUCCCAUCUCGGCUCGCAUGGGAUUAUCGGGAACGCGUACCCCAAUUGUGUCCUCUCGCCGCACGCCACUCGAUUUGCUUCAGGCAGAAAUCUCCGAUGCCCCGACUCGAACUGCAUCUGCCCACUCGAACCGUUCCAUCGACUCGAACAUGCCCCUACGCAGUGCUGAACACUUUGCUCGUGCUCAAACGUUGUUCACUGAAGGUUCGCGGGCCAUCAAUGAAUCUCCUUCGCCGCUUCCGCCAUGCGAAGAUCCCUAUGACGUUGAGCACUUUGCGAUGAGUUGA